Molecule: messenger RNA, 1609 nt
Organism: Parus major (Great Tit)
Lineage: Eukaryota; Metazoa; Chordata; Aves; Passeriformes; Paridae
Exons: 6
Coding region: 244-972 (242 amino acids)
Source: RefSeq, a predicted model, not a curated record
GAGGCCGAGCGGGAGCGGUUCUUCCGCGCCAGCUUCGCCUACGACCCGCAGUUCGAGUACGCGGAGCCGGUGCCCGCCGCCGUCCUGGACAAGUACGGGGCCGCCUCCGACCGCUUCGUGGCUCAGGCCAUCAGGAUCAUUCGUACUGUCCUGGAGAAGUACGGGACCUACGAGAGCUUCGAGGUUGCCACGGGCGGGAGGCUGCUGAGCAAGUGCCAGAUCUGGUCCGUGAUCCGAAAGUACAUGCAGAAGGAAGGCUGUGUGGGAGAGGUGGUGGUGCAGCUCACCGAUGACCUGCUGUCCCAAGCAGUGAUGAUGGUGGAGGACAGCCGGCCCACGCUGGCCAUCAACCUGGCCGGAGCCCGGCAGCACUGGCUGGAGGGGAUGCUGCGCCACGAGAUAGGCACCCACUACAUCCGGGGGGUCAACAACACCCGCCAGCCCUGGCACAGCUCCGAGGGCCGCAAGCAGUACAGCCUGAAGCCCGCCAACCCCACGGAGGAAGGCUUGGCCAGCCUGCACAGCGUCCUGUUCCGCAAGCAGCCCUUCCUGUGGCGGGCAGCCCUGCUCUACUACACCAUCGAGCGGGCCAGCCGCCUCUCCUUCUCUGCCCUCUUCCAGGACCUGGAGCAGUAUGUGCAGGAUGCCGGUGUCCGGUGGGAGUACUGUGUGCGGGCAAAGAGGGGCCAGACGGACACCUCACAGCCAGGCUGUUUCAGUAAGGACCAGGUGUACCUGGACGGGAUUCUCCGCAUCCUGCGCCAUCGGCAGACCAUCGACUUCCCACUGCUGGCUGCACUUGGAAAGGUCUCCUAUGAAGAUGUGAAUCGGCUGAAGAAGUUUGGGGUUCUGGAGAAGGCCCGCAUUCCCCAUUUCAUGCAGGAUCUGGAGCGGUACAUGAAGCAGCUGGAUCACAUUGUCACCACCAAUGGCCUGAACGAGGAGGAGCUGGAGCAGCUGCUGCCUGACUGAGGGGCACCCCCUGAACCAGCACCCCAAGGGUGUAACUGGUGCUGUUUAUUGGGUUUUCAUUGGGGCUGGAGCAGAGGGCAGAGCCCGAGGCGGGCGCUGUGCAUGUACUGCUGUGUAGGGUAGCGCGGCCAAGGGCCCGUGUGGUUGUGUUGAUGUGUCCCCUGCAUCGUCCCUGUGUAUUUUGGGGAUGGCUGUGCCACUCCACGUGGCUUUGGGGAGCCAGAGGGUUCAGGGGGAGCAAGGGCACAGUUGGGGCGAUGUGCUGGUCCCUGAGUGCAGAAGGCUGUGCUGGGAGAGUUGCAAUGGGGGGAUUUCUGUAGGUUACCAGGAGUGCUCCCAGCACUUUGGGGGCACUUACAUGGGGCCAGCAGACAGGGCUGGGUGCUUUGGGCUGUGUCUGGCAGGGAAUAAGGGCUGGAGUACACCCACAGAUUGCCCCAUGGAUGCCUUUUCCACUCCCUACCCCUCCCCUCUUGUCUCCCACCAGCAGCAGGAAGGACUUUAAUCCCCCAUUACCAAUCUCUGCCCAGCUCUGCACCCCAACUACAGCCACCCUGCCUGGCUUUGAGGACUCAGGCUGGGGAUUGGGCUUGAUGUUAGGAAAAAGCGUGUAAUAAAGGUGAUGUAAUGGAAAAGA